Messenger RNA from Glycine soja, 2349 nucleotides. RefSeq names its product tyrosyl-DNA phosphodiesterase 1. The record is from RefSeq and is a predicted model, not a curated record. Gene Ontology annotation, cellular component: nucleus. Gene Ontology annotation, biological process: double-strand break repair; single strand break repair. The transcript is spliced from 15 exons. Bases 111 to 2054 code for a protein of 647 amino acids. Lineage: Eukaryota; Viridiplantae; Streptophyta; Magnoliopsida; Fabales; Fabaceae. Gene Ontology annotation, molecular function: 3'-tyrosyl-DNA phosphodiesterase activity; single-stranded DNA binding; protein binding.
UGAGUAGGCCCAGUUGUGAUCUGGGUGUUGGAGUUUGAGACGCAGGAAGAAGGAAGCGUUUCAGGGUGAUUGUGAGUGUGUUGGCAAGAAAGAAGUUUGAUUCAUCAUUCAUGUCUUUGUCUCCUCAGGUUGGAUACUUGGUUCCACUAAAUCGAAAUUUUAAGGAAGAAGCUUCAGUUCCCAAGUUUGCUGUCUCAGAUGGCAUAAACGUUAUUGGGCGUAACAACAUUCCUGUCCCCGACAAGAGGCUUAGCCGCAAACACCUUACUUUAACUGCUUCUCCCAAUGGCUCGGCUAGUUUGCUCGUCGAGGGGACGAACCCAAUUGUUGUUAAUUCUGGGAAUAAGAGAAGGAAGCUGAAUCCUAAAGAAGAAGCUACCAUUUGCAAUGGUGAUAUAAUCGAGCUUAUUCCCGGUCACCAUCUUUUCAAAUAUCAGGUGUUGGGUGGUGAUGGAAAAUCUUCAACUUGUAGAAACAACGAAGCUCAAUCAUCAUUCAAAAACAAAGCUUCAGGCAGGAGUUCCCAGGAUAAGGUUGAAACAAGCAGCCAGAAACAAGGAAGGAAUGCAGACGCACGGAAGUCGUCGGGUGAAGACAAUAGUGUGGAGGCCAUUCGUAAUUUCCAUGUCCCUAGUGACCAAAUACCUUCCACUUUUCGACUUUUGCACGUGCAAGGGUUACCACCUUGGGCAAAUACUUCUUGUGUUUCUAUAGGUGAUGUUAUUCAGGGAGAUAUUAAAGUUGCUAUUCUUUCAAACUACAUGGUAGACAUUGAUUGGUUGGUUCCUGCAUGUCCUGCACUUUCAAAAGUGCCCCAUGUGCUAGUUAUUCAUGGAGAAAGUGAUGGGAGGGUGGAUUACAUAAAGAGAAGCAAACCUGCAAACUGGAUUCUGCACAAACCAUCAUUGCCAAUUUCCUUUGGGACACAUCAUUCAAAGGCUAUGAUGCUUAUAUAUCCUCAAGGAGUGAGAGUCAUUGUGCAUACAGCGAACUUAAUUUAUGUAGAUUGGAACAAUAAAAGCCAAGGUUUGUGGAUGCAAGAUUUUCCAUGGAAAGAUCAAAAUAGUCUGAGCAAGGGAUCUGGAUUUGAAAAUGACCUGGUUGAAUAUCUCAGUGUGUUGAAGUGGCCAGAAUUCUCAGUUAACCUUCCAUUCCUUGGAAGCGUCAGUAUAUGUCCAUCUUUCUUCAGGAAGUUUGAUUAUAGUGAUGCAAGGGUUAGAUUAAUUGCAUCUGUACCUGGAUAUCAUUCUGGUUCUAGUUUGAAAAAGUGGGGACAUAUGAAGCUGCGAUCUCUGCUCCAGGAGUGUACUUUUGAUGAAGAGUUUAAGAAAUCUCCACUUGUUUAUCAGUUCUCUUCUCUUGGCUCUUUGGAUGAAAAAUGGAUGACUGAGCUGGCAUCAUCAAUGUCAGCAGGUCUCUCUGAAGACAAAACACCCCUUGGUAUGGGGGAGCCUCAAAUCAUAUGGCCUACUGUAGAAGAUGUCAGAUGCUCUUUAGAGGGCUAUGCUGCUGGAAAUGCAGUUCCAAGUCCUCUGAAGAAUGUGGAGAAAACAUUUUUGAAGAAGUAUUGGGCAAAAUGGAAAGCAGACCAUACUGGACGCUGCCGUGCUAUGCCACAUAUAAAGACUUUUGCUCGUUACAAAAAUCAGAGUCUUGCUUGGUUCUUGUUAACCUCGGCAAAUCUUAGCAAAGCUGCCUGGGGAGCUCUCCAGAAGAAUAAUACUCAGUUGAUGAUUCGUUCAUAUGAGCUGGGAGUACUAUUUUUACCAUCAUUAUUCAAACGACACGAAUCUGUAUUUUCCUGUACCAGUAAUGUUACAGUAUCUGAGGAUAAAUGCCCAGCCCGAGAAUCUUCUGAGAUGAAGAAAACAAAACUAGUAACCCUGACUGGGAUUAAAAAGGAGAGUAUGCAUUCAUCAUCUGAAGUUAUUAUCCCUUUACCUUUGCCUUACGAGCUCCCUCCCCUGCCUUAUUCUUCCCAAGAUAUCCCCUGGUCUUGGGACCGGCAAUAUAACAAGAAAGAUGUCUAUGGUCAUGUUUGGCCACGGAUGUGAGCAUAUCAAAUGACAUGAUUGUUUCUGCAACCAAGUUUGCCUGUGCAUGUAUAUAUGUGUUUUACAUGGGACAAAGGUGUCUUGUUUUCAUUCCAUACGUUUUGUCAGAAAAAUCAGGCUUAACUUUUGUUUUGGAGUAAAAUAUACCAAAAGAUUAAAUGUUAUUUCUUUUGAUUCAAGAGGAUUAAGUUUGUUUCAAAUUAUUUUUCAUUCAAAGAUAUUGAAACCUACUUUGGUAGAUUCAAAGCCUUGUUCCCUAAUUUGUACUGCAUGAAGCUUUCCGUUGUUCCUUUAA